UAGAAGCAAUAUGAAAAAGGUGAAAGUAUUUGGGGUUUGGGCAAGUCCGUACAGUGGGAGAGUGGAAAUAGCACUAAAAUGGAAGGGAGUUGAGUAUGAAUUUGUGGAGGAAGAUCUACAAAAUAAGAGUGAAGAGCUGCUAAAGUACAACCCUAUUUACAAGAAGAUACCAGUUCUAGUUCAUAAUGAAAAGGCGGUGGCUGAAUCGCUGAUAAUUAUGGAGUACAUCGAUGAAACUUGGAAGGCCGAUCCCAUCUUCCCCAAAGACCCUUAUGAGAGAGCUCAAGCUCGUUUUUGGGCUAACUUUAUUGAUGACAAUCUAAUGCCUUCAGCAAGAACUGCACUCCUGAGUACCGGAGAAGAAAGUGAAAAGGCAAUAACAGAGCUAGAACAACUUUUCAAAGUUGUGGAAAAUGAGAUCAAAGAAAAAAAGUUCUUCGGGGGAAACAACAUUGGAUUUCUGGAUAUAGUUGCGUUAGUGGUAGCUUUCUGGAUUCCGUGUAUGCAAGAAUUUACUGCCAAGAAUAUUCUUACCAAGGAGAAGUAUCAACUCAUUUGCAUUUGGUCUGAAAAACUCUUGGGCUGUAGUAUUAUCAAACAGAACUUGCCCGAUAAGGAGAAAUUGCGAGAAUUCUACCAAACUCGAUUUGCUCAUUAA
Molecule: messenger RNA, 658 nt
Organism: Spinacia oleracea (spinach)
Lineage: Eukaryota; Viridiplantae; Streptophyta; Magnoliopsida; Caryophyllales; Amaranthaceae
Product: probable glutathione S-transferase
Exons: 2
Coding region: 11-658 (215 amino acids)
Biological process (GO): glutathione metabolic process
Cellular component (GO): cytoplasm
Molecular function (GO): glutathione transferase activity
Source: RefSeq, a predicted model, not a curated record